AAGCCCCGCCCAUGCAAAAAAUCUGACUUCCGCCUCGUGACGCACACACUCCCGCCACUUGCGCGUGCUCUGCUCUCCAAACAAACGUUAUUUAAACUUCCUGACGACAACAACCGAGCUGAACCUUUUCCUAACUAACUUGACAGCCGCACUUCUUCAUUCCCGACGAGUACACGAUCUACUGAAGCUCUGAGGGAGAUCUGAGAUGGAGGGCGCCGGGGUCCCUUCUGGGGAAAAUGGUCUCCUCCGAGCAUCCUUGCCUCCUCCUCCUCCUCCUCCUCCUCCGCCGCCUCCCCCCCGUCUCCUCGCUCCCCCCGGGACCCUCCCCUCGUGCCACGCCACGCGGUGCUCCAUGAAGAAGCUGAAGUGGGACACCAUCCCCAGCCAGCGCGUGCUGGGCAAGUCCAACGUGUGGACCUCCAGGCUGCCCCAGAGGGACCUGGUUCUGGACAUCAGCAGCAUGGACAAGCUCUUCAGCCGCGUGGACAAGGGGACCUUGCUGCAGCGCUCCAGGCUGGCGGGCAUCAAGGAGCACGGAGGCGUGGAGGUUGGCCCCCAGGAGCCUCAGGUGACGAUUCUGCACUCCAAAAGGAGCAUGAACAUCGGCAUCUUCCUCCGACAGUUUAAGAGGCCGGUGGCAGAAAUGGUGGAAGACAUCCGCCAAGGCAACUGGUGCAGGUUUGGCAGCGGCAAGCUGAAGGAACUCUGCAAGAUGCUGCCUGAAGAAAGUGAGGUGAGGCAGCUGCUGUCCUUCAGCGGGAACCUCUCCCUCUUACCCGAGGCCGACCGCUUCAUGGUGCAGCUGGUCCAAGUGCCGUGUUACGAGGAGCUCCUGAAGAUGAUGGUGCUGCGCGAGGAGUUCUUGCCUCUCAUGGCGGAGGUGAAGAACUCGCUGGCGGUGAUGAUCAGAGCGGCUAACGAGCUGCUGGACUGUGACGACCUGCACGCCGUCAUCCACCUGGUCCUGAAAGCCGGCAACUACAUGAACGCCGGGGGCUACAACGCCGACGCCAUGGGCUUCAGGAUGACGUCGCUGCUCAACCUGGCCGACACCAAGGCCAACACGCCCGGCAUGAACCUCAUGCACUACGUCGCCAAGCAAGCGGAGGACAUCGACGCGGCGCUGCUGACCUUCCCCGGCCAGAUGGAACACAUCGCCAUGGCGUUAAGGAUCUGCAAGGAGGAAGUAGUGGCGGACUUUGAGCGGGAGGUGAAGAAGCUGAAGGAGGUGAAGUUGUACACCAUCAGACAUCCCGCCCUCUUCCAGCAGAUGGAGACAUUUUUCACGCAGGCCGAGGCCCAGCUCUCCGACGUGGACUUCCUCCUGCACGAGCUGAACGUGCUGAGCUACGCCGUGGCCGAGUAUUUCUGCGAGGACCCGACCUCCUUCAAGCUGGAGGAGUGCUGCUCCGUCUUCCACGCCUUCUGCAGGAACUUCGACCGCGCCGUGCAGGAGAACCGCGAGCGCGAGGCGGCCGAGCAGCGGCGUAGGAGGAAGGAGAGCAGCCGCUUGGCGACCAAGCGCAGCUCCAAAGUCUCCGAUCCCGGAUCGGAAGCCAACUUGGAGUCGGUCUUGCGCAGCUUCCUGGCCAACGACCUGGACGGUGUCUCCCGGUGCAGGAAGACCUUGGAGCUGGCGGUCCGCCAUCCAUCCGGAGACAAACCAGAGCCCGCCUCUCCGGAGAAGGAACAUCAAGAUGCGGAGAAAGUGUCCACAGAAGGAACACACGGACAAGACCAGAACGGAGAGGGAGCCACGGACUGUCCGGCUACCCCUCGUACACCUCGGCCAAGAACCAGAGACUACUUCUUUGCCAAAAAUGGCGACGUGGGCUCUCCAUGGACCAUCUUGAGUCCUCUGACUUACUCCCAGAGACGCGCUCAGCAGCACAGACCCUCCGUGUCCGACGAGGACGACGAAGUGUGGGAAAGCGGAGGAGAUCCAGCAAAUCCCAACGCCCCGUUUCUCUCCGAGUACCCCCGAGACCGAGCUCUCUCCAAAAGCCCCUACUUGAGGUCCGCCUCCGUGGACGAGACCAGGCUUUCUCCCGCGCCCGCCUUCCGACUGGGGAGUUUGUUCCAAAGGUCCUACUCCUCCGGUUCCAGGACUGAAUCGGCGAUGGCGGACCGAGCCAGGGCUUCGCUGGUCGCCGCCAAGACCGGGGACCACGCGGACGGACCGGCAAACAGCCUCGGCUUCAUCUCCUUCUUCAGACGCUUCGGGGGCCGGAGCAAAGCCGGAGACGUGGAGGACCACGUCCUGAAAGACGACGAUACUUAA
Molecule: messenger RNA, 2281 nt
Organism: Nerophis lumbriciformis (worm pipefish)
Lineage: Eukaryota; Metazoa; Chordata; Actinopteri; Syngnathiformes; Syngnathidae
Product: FH2 domain-containing protein 1-like
Source: RefSeq, a predicted model, not a curated record